Molecule: messenger RNA, 393 nt
Organism: Funneliformis mosseae
Lineage: Eukaryota; Fungi; Glomeromycota; Glomeromycetes; Glomerales; Glomeraceae
Source: the annotation of a GenBank genome assembly
AUGAAGAAAAUACGUGUGCAAAAAUAUGUAAUACCAUAUCUCAGGUCACAACAGCAAGCAGUCAUAGAUAAAGUAGUCGAUAGUCUUUUUAAUAGAUUACCAUUCUUACUUGAUCAUGAUAAUGAUGUAAACUUAAAAGAUAUUCUGGAAAGAACUUCUUUUGUACCUAUUGGCACAUAUAAAAUGUCUCAGCAGCAACAAAUGCCCGCUAGACGUGAUAUUGUUGAACUUUCCGUGGAAUAUACGCCUUUAUUUAAAGCCAUAGGAGUUCGAAAUGAAAUUGGAAACAUGGAUUUGAUAUUGAUUAUUAAGAAUAUGGUAAAGGACAAUAGAGAUAGAGUAUUCUCAGAAGACAAAAUAGAAAGGAUUAUUAAAUUCUUAAAGAGAUAUUAA